Molecule: messenger RNA, 6935 nt
Organism: Anolis carolinensis (green anole)
Lineage: Eukaryota; Metazoa; Chordata; Lepidosauria; Squamata; Anolidae
Gene: prkar2b
Product: protein kinase cAMP-dependent type II regulatory subunit beta
Exons: 11
Coding region: 218-1462 (414 amino acids)
Biological process (GO): negative regulation of cAMP-dependent protein kinase activity
Cellular component (GO): cAMP-dependent protein kinase complex
Molecular function (GO): cAMP-dependent protein kinase inhibitor activity; cAMP binding; protein kinase A catalytic subunit binding
Source: RefSeq, a predicted model, not a curated record
GCUUUCCAGACGCGCGGAGCCGGGAGUGAGUGUGUGUGAGAGAGAGAGAGCGCGCGGGCGCGCGAAGGAGAGAGCGAGGGAGCCAGCGCGAGGCUCCUUCUUCCUCGAGGGCGCCUGAGGGAAGCAGCAGCAGCAGCAGCGGCGCCGGCCACCGCAGUGGCUCCUUCAUGCUUCCUUGACGCUUGACUCGCGCAGCGGCCCCUUCGCAGCGCCCGGCAUGAGCAUCUCCGUCCCGGAGGGGCUGACGGAGCUGCUGCAAGGCUUCACCGUGGAGGUGCUGAGGAGCCAGCCGGGGGACCUGCUGGACUUCGCCCUCCAGUACUUCGGGCGCCUCAAGGCCGAGGAAGAGGAAAAUGGGGAAGCGGACGUCGGCCGGCUCCAUGCCGCCUCGCCGGGGACCCCGAGGGGGAAGCAGGCACCCCGCGGCGGGGUCAACUUCGCCGAGGAGCCCAUGCAGACCGACUCCGAGAGCGGCGAAGGCGACGAGGACGGCGAGGCAGAGGGCUUCCCCGCUCCAGUGAUAAACCGGUUCACUAGACGGGCAUCAGUGUGUGCUGAAGCUUAUAAUCCUGAUGAAGAAGAGGAUGAUGCUGAUUCAAAGAUUAUCCACCCCAAAACAGAUGAUCAAAGAAACAGACUGCAAGAAGCUUGCAAAGACAUUCUCCUAUUUAAAAACCUAGAUCCGGAACAGAUGUCUCAGGUAUUAGAUGCCAUGUUUGAAAAAUCAGUUGAAGGAGGGGAGCAUGUCAUUGAUCAAGGUGAUGAUGGUGACAACUUCUAUGUAAUUGACUGGGGAACAUAUGAUAUUUAUGUGAAAUGUGAGGGUGUUGGAAGGUGUGUCGGCACCUAUGACAACCGUGGGAGCUUUGGUGAAUUGGCUUUAAUGUACAAUACACCUAGAGCAGCUACAAUCAUUGCUACCUCUCCUGGUGCUGUGUGGGGCUUGGACAGGGUAACAUUUCGAAGAAUUAUUGUAAAAAAUAAUGCCAAAAAGAGAAGAAUGUAUGAAAGCUUUAUUGAGUCAUUGCCCUUCCUUAAAUCUUUAGAGCUAUCUGAAAGGCUGAAAGUGGUCGAUGUGAUAGGUACCAAAAUCUACAAAGAUGGAGAACAAAUCAUUGCUCAGGGAGAUAUGGCUGACUGUUUCUUUAUCAUUGAAUCUGGAGAAGUGAAAAUUACAAUGAAAAGAAAGGGUAAACAGGAUGUAGAUGAAAACGAAGCUGUUGAAAUCACCCGGUACACUAGAGGGCAAUAUUUUGGUGAACUUGCUCUUGUAACUAACAAACCUCGAGCUGCCUCAGCAUUUGCACUUGGCACCGUCAAGUGUUUAGUUAUGGAUGUACAGGCAUUUGAAAGGCUUUUGGGACCUUGUAUGGAAAUUAUGAAAAGGAACAUUGCGAAUUACGAAGAACAGCUAGUUGCUCUGUUUGGAACGAAUAUGGACAUUGCUGAUCCUAGUGCAUGAAGUAAAGUAUGAAACCACAAGAUCUGUUUAUGAGAAAUAGCACAGUAGUGGUUAGUCCACUGAAAAUGUGUCUAUCUUCCUGUAGAUGCUAAGCAUUUUUCUGUGAUUUUACAGGGGACUGGGUUUCUUUGUGUUUUCCCCUAAAUUUUUAUUUGCCUUUUUGUACACAGUAUUUCAGGUGUAUCAAUACAUGGAGUAGAGACAUCAUAGCAUCAACCUUAACUUGAAGAAAAAUUGUGCCACUGACUCCUGAGCUUUUGGGUAACAGUCCUAGAUAUCAGCCCUAAAAUCUUUUAUUCAAGUUCAGUGAGUACCCUUCAUUCAGUUUUAGUAUUAAAAUCCUUGGGGGGGGGGGGGGGGGAAGACAUGAUGUCUAUAAUUACAAACAUUUUCUUUUACAAAAUCCUGGAUUGUAAUCCAGACAAUGUGUGCAUAUUGGCAUGUCUUUUUAUUUUCUCUUUCCUGACCCUGAAGUCUUCACCUGUGCAAAACAGCACUCCUGAAUUCUCCAUCUGCUUUGAAGGUAGCUUAUUUUUUAGCACAAGGCAUGGGUUACUUUCAGGAGUGUUCUGCUCUCCCAUAUGUCUGUGCAAUCCUUAGGAUUGCAGGAUACUCGAUGGAAUCUGUUCCUAGCUGACUAAUAGUCAAUGGCUUCUGUAAACUAUCUAGAGAUAAAUGGACUAAGUUGAUGUCAGCGGGGUAUUUCCCACUGAUAAAAAGUCAGGAUUGUGUCCAUAUGUCAAAUAAAUGUGGUAUUUUGAGAGUAUUAGUGCACCGAGUGUUCACAAGUAUCUAGUGAAGACGUUUACACAAUACACCUGGUUUCCUGGAUAUUUGAAAUUGAAUCUGGAUAAGUUAAGGUGGAUUUAUACAAGUUGCAUUUUUUAAAAGAUCUCCACUCCUAAAGCAUGGCCUUGUGUUCUUUAUAGCUUUUAUGAACUAAAUCUGGUCUCAGCUUUUUAAAAAUGUUUAUUUAUCACAUUUCAUUUCUGUUUGUAUGAAAAUACUGUAACAUCUUGCAAAAGUUGGUUUGUAUUUUUAUGUAAUAUGCUUAUUUUUUGUUGUUGCAUUUAUUGGGUUUGUAUUAUUUUGAUUAUAUACACUUAGGCCUUCACCGAUUAGAAGAGUGGAAAAAGUUCACCUUAGAUCAAGGAAGAGUAACUUCCCAUAGGUCAUUGUCAUAUUCUAUUUGCAUAUCAUGUGCAUAGAUAUAGCUUUCAAAGCCAUCUGGAUUGAGCUGUAAUCUGAGAUUACAAACUGGUUGACUAAUCCACAAAUUAGGAUUAGUAAAAUAAAUUCCUUGGAUUAGGAGUGUCAAUUUUGUUGGUACUUUUUAUAGCCCUUUGUUUUAAAUAUUGCUAUGUUUCUUCUGUUACGGUAUUUUUCCUUGAUUCUUCAUAAGUGGGCACCCUAUCCUUUACUGGUCUGUAUUUAAUUUAUGUACAUGGUGUUUUAAAUCACUGCACCUAAAAUCUGUUGUAAUCCUAACAUGGAAUAUGUCGGUGCCACCUUUUACUGCUAAUGUUCUGGUUUUCAAUUGACCGUAAAAAAAAGGAACUCCUAGAGUGGAGUCAUAAAGCGUACCUAAACAGGCAAUCAACUAUAUACCUACCCAUAUGAAAGCACAACCACAUCUGGAUUCAUUUUUUGCCACUGUAGUCAGAUAAUACCAAAAUUUAACUAAGAAUAUAUAAUAAUAUUGAAACAAAGCACCAGUUUUUAAAAACAGUGUAGUCUUCCUUGUUGACAGAGUUGUCAGAAAAGUCUUUAGCCUUUUUUAUGACCACUCUUCCUUCUGCUUAAAAUUCUGCUGCUUCAACAGUUGUGGCAUAGAAUGAAUUAUUGCCUCAUGAAAUGGAGAACAAAGUAUUGUCUAAUAUCUAUGUAAGAUAAUAUAUUUCUUUAUUUUUAUUUACUGCCUCUCAGGCUACCAAAGUCCACAGGAUAGUGUCCAGUGAGCAUCUAAACACACAGUUAGUGAUUGGUACAAAUUAUAAACUUACAGUAGAAACCUGUUACUGUAAAGCAAUAUUAUUAGUACAGGUUGAUUAUCCCUUGUUUGGAAUUCUGAAAUCCAAAACAGUUGAAAUGAGUGGCUUACAUAGUGGCACCUUUGCUUUCUGAUGGCUCAGUGUAAACACAAACUUUGUUUCAUGCAUCAAUUAUUAAAAUAGUGUAUAAAUUCAUGUUCGGACUUGAUAUCUCCAAGAUAUCAUGGUAUGUACAUAUAUGAAAAUACAAGUAUUCAAAACACCUGUAGUUCCAAACAUUUUGGAUAAGUUAUAGUCUACAUGAAUUGUGUAAUUUUUAUCAUACACUAUGAUAUAAAAUUAUCAACUUUUUCACAUAAUCUUCUUGGUAAAGGCCAAAAUCUAAUUUCUUAAUUUACUUAGACUAAUUGAAUCAAUGGAAUUUUCUUAAGUGUAAUUGAUAGGCCAUUCACCAGUUGAUUCUAUGAUUCUGUAUUGGAUAUAAGAAUCAUGUAGCCUUCCCGAUAUUGUUAAGAUUGUAAAUCCUAGUAACCCUAAAUCAACAUAGCAAAUUGUAUCAAAUGUUUGGAAAUGCAGUUCAAAAACACCAAGUGGGAAAUAUAAUUCUCAUUGAUGGUUUACUCUGAUUGAGACUGAAUCUAGCAAGUAGGUUUAAGCUGAGAUUCUUUUCCUUUUGGAUCAGCGAGUGGACAGUGUUAUGCAGUGGAGAGAAAAUCAGGCAGAGGACUCUGUGGCUUGCACCCAGAUAUUUCAUGUGCUAAAGGAGAGCUUUGGGUUGAAUUUUUUUAAUGAAAGCUAACCCACUGCACAUGGUGAACAUGUGAAUGAAGGGACUUCAAAAAACAUUCUGAUAUGGCAUGGUGAGUUUUUCUUUCAGUGAAAAAAACAUAGACUAAAUUCCACACUAAAAGAUACUCUGUGCAUCCUGGCCCACAACCUUUUGGAUUUUUAACUGAGGAGGGCUACGUAUUAUGUUAAGUGUUAUUUAGGGGGAUGAUGAUGUGAUUUACACAUGUGACAAAACCUUCCAAUCAAAGCCAAAACUAGUUAGUUUGUAACUGUGUUUGUUUAAAAUUAUCUAUACAGAGGCAUUAAUCCUUCUAUAGAAUUGCAAUUACUAUUAGGCUUGCAAUGCUCAUCGGCAUACUUCCAGUACAUGAAAAUUAGCAUACUUCAGCAUUUUUUCUGCUUUUGAGCUAUGUUGCCAAGAUUUUAGUUCUUCCCACUAUGAUCUUUUAAUAAAUAUGAGAGCAAUCUGUAAUGGGAAGGAGUUUUAUUCAGAUCAGUCUAGUGUAUCUUUAUACUGUCGGUUAUCUUCCAUUCUAUUUGUGAAAGGAAGGCAAGAUAUAAUUCUAAUACUGUGGGUCUUUUGUAUCCUCUGGGGUUUGGUUCCAGAAUGUCCCAUGGAUACCAAAAUCAAGUCCCAUUAUAAACAGUGGUGUAGCAAAAUGGCAUCUCUUACAUCAAAAGACAAAAUCAAGGCUUGCAUUUUGGAUUAAAAAAAAUAAAUUCCAAUCCUUGGAUGGUUGAACUUAUGGAUGCAGAAUCCAUAGAUAGAGAGGGCCCAAAUGUAUAUAAUCAGUGCAAAGGUGUACGUAAAGGAACAGUCACAAUAGUUUUGUGGUGUCAAACUUGUGGCCCUCCAGAUAUUUGGGCUUCCAACUCCUGGAAACCAUAGCCAGCUUGUCCAACGGCCAAGAAUUCUGGGAGCUGAAGUCCAAAACACCUGAAAGGCCACAGCUUUGACACCAAUGCAAUAGCUUGUGCCCUUCAAUAAUAUUCUUCUGUUUGUACGCAACAGACAAUCAGCAAAGCAUAGUGAGUAUUGGCUUCAGUAGUCCUUUGCUAGAUAGGGCUCACAAGAUGUACACAAGGUAUGUUUUCAUUCUCGUCUCAUAGUGGAGAAUGUCUUGCAUUGUGAGCGAUCCAACAUUGCUGUGCAUUUGGAUGUCCAUUGUUUAUUUAAACUAUAUUUAAUAUCUCCUUCCAGACCUAAGGCAAUAAACAAAAAACCCCAAUUAAAACAAUGCAAAGAUAAAAAAAUUUUUAAAAGCACAUUAAAACACUCCUUGAAAAACUGAAAAAACAGAGUCCUAGAAUCCAGUUUAAAAGCAGUUGAAAUAGCAAUUUCAGACAUUGUCUUUUUCCUGAGCAAGAGGGCUUUCACACCUUGUUACACCAUGGAAUCAAACCUGUGCUGGUCUGCCAGUGUUCAAGCUUCCCAUGUUAACCAACUGUUUUCCAGGUAUAACCAGUAUAAUGUUAAUUUUCAGUCAAGGAAACCUGGUAAAAUAUCUAGCUCAUCCAUGAAACUAAAUGUUAUCACUAGAUGCAACUAGGAUAAAUAAAAUGGUAACUUGUGAACACAAGUGGGGAGAAAGAACAUUUUCUGUGCCUAGGGGUAUCUUAACCUUGUGUGAAGGGGAAAUAUCACAUUAGAGAAAGUGGCACAAAAGCAUUUUUGAAAAGACUUCAGUUCAUAUAUACUUGCUUAUAUGAAAAAGGAACAUGUUUAUUUGCAUUUUAAAAAUAGGAUGCCUGUGCAUGUUGGAAAAUGUGUAUAUAACGUGUGUGGGGAAUGAGAUUGUGUUGCACCCUUGGCUAUGCCUACCACACUCCCAGGGGCAGUUGUUGGAUCUUACGUUGGCACAGUAUCUUCUUUACUGUCUUUACCUCUUGAAAUUAAGGGUUAAAUAUCACAUGGGUUGGAUUUAUGUAGAUUUCAGUGACAUAUGUUAGAAUCCACUGGAAUAUAUGGAAGUGAGUGGGGAGGGGUGGGAACAGCUUGUACAUUCUUUUUCGAUAGACACGAAUAGGAUCAACAAUUUAUAUAAUCUGAACUGAGAAAGUGGAAGAGACGUAGUUGGAUGCUACUGUGCUUAUUUGGCAUGCAGAACUUUUAAUCAGCUCCUUGAGUUAAAGGAAUCUCAGGAUGAGUUACCAUAGAUGUCUGCCUGAAAUUAUUGAGAAUCACUGCCAGACCUGGCUUUCUUGGACAAGGAUAGAUGGACCAACAGUCCGACUUAACAGGCAGUUUCACAUGUUCAGAUGUAAUGGCUACUCUUGUGCCACAUUUUUUGAGAACUCAGCUAAAGCCUAAACCAGAACAUCUUCCACCAUUAUCCUAAUAUCUUUCAGUUUAGAAUUGUCUUUUAGUGGUCAGGGUUUAAAUGCUGUAUUUAAAAUCAAUGGGAUUUAGGAGAUAUUUUGAUAUGUAUGUGUGUGCUUUUCAUGUAUAUUUCUUCUGUUUGAGAGCUUUGUUAGCUGCCCUACACUCUUUGGGUAGAGCAGAAUUUUUUUUUAAAUGAACAUUACAUUAAGGAUUCAUACUCUGCCCCACCCUUUUACAAGAAAUUUGUGUAUCACUUCCUUUUCCUGAAUGUUAAUGUUCUGUCUUUUUACUGAUGCCUCUUUUUUAUGGUACCUAUCAGUUGGUGAAGAUUUACAAUGUACAAAAUUAAUAAAUAAUUUUGAAUAUAGAA